UUGUCUGAUUCUAGCAUUUGCGUCGAGCUUUUGGAAGGGAGGCUAUUUGGACACCAUUCUCCUGAACAGACGAAGCACGCAUCACGUACCGAAAGCGAGCGCAGAGCAUCACCAAUCAUCCGAUGAGGCACAGCCAUCUCGUAGCCAGCAUAGGCUGGCUACUCGCAGCGGGCAGUACCGUCGUGAAUGGGCUCUGCAACCCGCAAAAUGUGACUUACAGCAACGAAUCGCCACCAAACGGGACUUACAUGCCAUGGGUUCUCAUGGGCGCCAUCAACAAUGUCCCUGGUGCAAAACAGUACAUCACCAUCGUAAAUCUGACGCCGCACCGAUUUGUCCUGCAAAACACGCACUCCUAUCAGAUGGAUGUCUUUGAUUGGGGCGAUGUUCCGCAGGGCCAUGCGCGGCAAAACACCGUCGUUUACACCAGCAAGGCCGGGAAGAACGCCGUAGACGACGGCGGCGAAGCAUACUACGCUAUCGACGGAACGGACAAGACCUUUAUGGUCCGAGCUGCAACCCAUAUCCCAGAUGCGCACCCAACACGGACAGUGAUUGACCUCACGGGCAUGGGCCAAGGCCAGCGCGAGUACUUGGAUCCUGCGAACCAGUCGCCGGUAACACUGGUGAUUACGGGCAGCGACAGCUACGGGUUCAUCACGUCUAUCCGGUUCGGCGCUGGGAACUGGAUGAAGAACAUCUACCCGGUCAUCAAAGACAGACAGAUUCAGCACGUCGUUAUGCCUGGAUCCCAUGACGCCGGGAUGAGCACCAUCAGUAACAAGCUGAGGGGAGGAGGCAUCAGUCAAAACACACAGACUCAGGGUAUCAACAUCUACAACCAGCUCUGGGCAGGAUCUCGGUACUUUGACCUGCGUGUCGGAUCAGUGCACUCCAUUACGGACAAUUCCGAUUACAGCUUCUGGACGCUGCAUGUCAGUGGCGAAACAGAUGAAAUCGCCCUGGGCAACUCGGGAGAAUCUCUCGACGACGUCAUCAGCGAGAUCAACCGAUUCACGGCCGAGAGCCCGGGAGAAGUCAUCUUCUUCCGCGUCCGCUACCUGAUUGGCAUCCGAGAGGUCCCCAGCCGGGGCCCCAUAUACUGGACGGCAGACAUGGUCAACGAUUUCUUUGGCAAGCUCAAGGGCGUCAACAAUCGGUGCGGUAAUCUCGACACCAGCACAACCUUUAACCAGAAGCCGGCAUCGUACUUUAUGGACCAAAACGGAGGAAACGGCUGCGUCAUCUUCCUCCUCGCGGGCGACUUGACGCCAGACGUGCCCCAAGACUCGGUACCAGACGGCAUCUACAAGGCCAACCUACUCUCCAUCGCUGACGACUGGUCCAACAUGGGCAACACCCAGGACAUGGCCGAGGACCAGGCAUCGGACUGGAAAGCCGUCAGCCGCGGCGGCAGCUCCGACACGUUCCACAUCAGUCAAUGGCUUGUGAGCGCGGACAUUGUCACCACGACCUUCUUCACCAUCGAGAGCAUCGGCAUCCUGCCCACCAACCCGGCGCUCUACUGGAUGGGCGUCAACAACAUGUCGCCCCAGAGGUGGCCGACCGUCAUCCUCGUCGACUACAUCGGCGUCGUGGUCAAGGGCCAGCACAACUGGGACCAGCUGAGCGCGGAGCUGUACACGCUGGCCGUUGGCUUGAACCUCUACAUGAUUAGCGAGAAUUGCGAUAUCAGCACGGUCGCCUCGCCGCUUCUGCCUGAAGGGAAAUCAGCAAUGAGGCUGUCGUCUAUGGCGAAGCCCUGGAAUGGCAUUCACUAUGCAAACGGCACGAUAGUCGACGAUGCGCCGCGCCACUCGCAUCCCGGCCGUCUUGAGAUUCUGAGAAAGGGCACCCGAUUCAUGAAUGGCACGGUGCUGGACCACGACAUCGUGAACCCUUACUUAACCUCGACGAGCAUGUGAAGCUUGCUUGUUAUCAAUGAUACCAGUUUUUGUAUAUAGACGCUUAUACCGAGU
Trichoderma reesei QM6a is the source of this 1979-nucleotide messenger RNA. RefSeq lists its product as uncharacterized. The transcript has a single exon. The coding region runs from base 123 to 1925 and encodes 600 amino acids. Gene Ontology annotation, molecular function: phosphoric diester hydrolase activity. The record is from RefSeq and is a predicted model, not a curated record. NCBI's taxonomy places the organism in Eukaryota, Fungi, Ascomycota, Sordariomycetes, Hypocreales, Hypocreaceae. Gene Ontology annotation, biological process: lipid metabolic process.